AUGCUUCAAGUUACUUUUUGCUUUUGUUUUCCGGACCUGCGAGGUAUCGCCGCGUGUGAUGCGUACUUGUUAAAUGUGUGUGUGUGUGUGCUUCUGCAACGCUGUUUACCUUCUGUGUUUGUGCGCUCUUGGAUAUUACGUGAGGCCGCAGCUACAUUGCUGGGUACCAACUUGCCUGCCUUCUGGUUCCACCUGACGCGUGUAGGAAGUUCCCUCACGAUGCGGAAAACGCACCCGGCGAUUGCGGAGCUGAAGCGGCGGAACCGUGCGGCUGGGCAGCGGCUGGCGCCGAUUAACGCGCGAGUCACAAAUAUCGCGCCGAGGCCACCAAGUCAUCCCCGAACUUCCAUGUCCGCCCAGCCCACCGCCUCCACCGUCCGUUCGUAUCCACACGCGCAGGACGCUCCUUCUCGCACGUCGUCGAGGUUUGCGUCAACGGCAAACGUGGGGGGCUGCGGUGGCAGCCACACCACCACUACCACCACCGCCACCUCCAUGGCCACAAACCGUAGCAGCGGCAGAGCCAAGUACAACGGUGUGUCGAGGACACCCGUGCACCACAUGCCGUCCAAACCCCAGUCCACUUUGCUUCAGGCCAGGGCAAGGACUAGUGCCGCACAAGAGGACCGCGCUUCACUGCGAGAAGGGGGAUCUUUGCUGCCUGGGUCAGACGCGGCAUCGCGGGGCACCGAAGUUCAAGCAACCGCCCGAGACUCGAUGGUGUCGCAAGACACCCUCUUUGACAGCAGUUCCCAGUUAUGGGGUAAUGCUCACUGCAACCGAAUGGUCAAAACCACCACCUCUUCUGCACCGAACGCCGACGCAAAUGAGGAAGAGGAGGUGGCGUCCUUGGAGUGCUACAAGCAUAGUGAAGCUUGGAACCACAAGCUAUCUCAGCAAGUGCUGGAUGUGCUAGAGGGAGAAAGAAUGGAGGAUCCCUUCACUACAGAUCUCUGGACGCGCCCUUUAAAAGGGGUGACUGAAACCUUCUCCGGCUACUAUGCCUGCGUUCGCUGCCAUGUGCCUCUUGUGGCGCCGACCUACCAGAUCCUUUACUCGGUGCGCGGGAUCGCGGCGUUUUCACGAAUGAACACACAAGCUGUGGAGGUGCGAGUUGGCGGCGUCGCGGCCCCAACUUCUUCCUCCUCAGCGCAAAGGAGGGACUCAUUAGAGCUGAAGGUGCACUGUCACUGCUGCGGAGGGUUUCUGGGUCUUCUCGCCCCUUCCACCGAGAUUGAGUUGGAAGCAGGGGCUCGAAGCGUUUUUGCAGUGAACAGUUGCUGUUUAGAGUUUGUGAAGGGCGCCCGCACACAGUGUCGCCUGGAUGAAAUUUACGGUGAGGACGAGGACGAUGUAACCAGCGGGGUCGCAGCAAAAGCCUCGCGCGGCAGUAUAGGGAUUGACUUCGAUGACCCCGGUAUCUUUGAGAUGUAA
Molecule: messenger RNA, 1434 nt
Organism: Trypanosoma conorhini
Lineage: Eukaryota; Euglenozoa; Kinetoplastea; Trypanosomatida; Trypanosomatidae
Exons: 1
Coding region: 1-1434 (477 amino acids)
Molecular function (GO): peptide-methionine (R)-S-oxide reductase activity
Source: RefSeq, a predicted model, not a curated record